This is a messenger RNA of Caretta caretta (loggerhead turtle), 6792 nucleotides long. It is a transcript of the gene CFAP44, whose product is annotated as cilia and flagella associated protein 44. The record is from RefSeq and is a predicted model, not a curated record. Lineage: Eukaryota; Metazoa; Chordata; Testudines; Cheloniidae. Gene Ontology annotation, molecular function: protein binding.
GGCGCCGGGCCCCGGAAGCGGCUGCCUAGCAACCAGGUAAACCAGCGAUGGAGGCGGAGGGGCCGCGGGACGCGUCAGAAAAGGAAGACCCAGAGGAGUCAAGACAACAGGAUUUAGAAGAUGGAGAGAAGUCUGACAUUUCCAAAGAUCCUGAAACAAAGCUGGACACAGAGAAGCCAAAUGAGUCCUCAACAGAAGGAAAGGAAGAAUCGGAGAAAGAGAGUAUUGAGGGGACUAUACCUGGUGACGACUUAAACCAGCCAGACUUGGCAGAUGGAGAGAAGUCUGACAUUUCCAAAGAUCCUGAAACAGAGCUGGACACAGAGAAGCCAAAUGUGUCCGCAACAGGAGAAAUGGAAGUCCCAGAGAACGAGAGUUCUGAUGAGAGCAAACCUAGGAAAGGUUCGGAUCAGGAGGAUCAGGCAGAUGUGGAAAAGUUUGACUCUUCAAAGGAUUAUGCAGGAGAGCAGGAUGCUGAGAAGAUCCCUGAACCGUCAGGAGAAGGGGAAGUCAAAAGUAGUGCCCCUAAAGAACCACCUGGUGAAGGAGAAGUAUCAUCUACUCCAGAGGGACAGGAGGAAGGUGUAGAGAAGGCAGUGGAAAGUGCAGAGGCAGAUACCAGUAGUGUCCAGGAAGAGGAGGAGGAGGAUACUGAGAAACCCCCAGAGCGAGAAAAAAAGCCUGAGACGCUAGAAAGGAAAAUCUCGGAGACCUUCUUCUAUAACUAUGAAGAUUUGUGCUCACAACCCUUUGUGACGUCAGACUCUGGGAUACCAAUUAACCUCCUCACUCUCAUACACUCUUUUGGUUAUGACUGCACCAAAAGGGCAAACCUGCUGUUGCUGGAUAGUCAAACACUCCUCUAUGUAGCAGGCAACCAGCUGGUGCUCUUGGACCUGAAAACUAAAUAUCAGAGUUAUCUCCGGAGCAGCAGCGGUGGUGGAAUUGGCAUUAUCACGGUACAUCCUAGUAAACAGUAUUUUUCAGUAGGAGAAAAAGGAUGGAAGCCAAACAUCAUCAUCUAUGAAUUUCCUUCACUAAAGCCAUACAGAAUACUCCGAGGUGGGACUGAGGAAGCCUAUGCAUUUGCUGAUUUUAACCAUUAUGGAACGUUACUGGCCAGCGUUGGGAGCAGCCCUGACUACAUGUUGACAAUCUGGGAUUGGAAACAGGAAAAGAUUGUGCUGAGGUCAAAGGCUUUUUCACAGGAUGUUUAUAAGGUCACAUUCUCUCCUGAAAAUGAAGAGCAACUCACCACUUCUGGAUCAGGACACAUCAAGUUCUGGAAGAUGGCCCAUACAUUCACUGGGCUCAAGCUACAGGGAGCAUUGGGAAGGUUUGGUAAAACAGCUGUGACUGACAUUGUAGGGUAUGUGGAGCUGCCUGAUGGGAAGGUUAUCUCUGGAUCUGAAUGGGGCAACUUGCUGCUUUGGGAAGGGGGCCUUAUCAAAGUAGAGCUCUGUCGAACUGGACAUAGACCCUGUCACAAUGGCCCUGUUAAUCAGUUAGUUCUGGAUGAGGGAGAGCUGGUCACUGUUGGAGGAGAUGGCUACAUUAGGGUGUGGGACUUUGAGACGAUAGAUGCAGCUGAUUCUGUGGAUGACACGGGUCUACUAGAGAUGGACCAUAUGAAUGAACUUCUCGUUGGCAAGAAUGUCAAUUUGAGCUCAAUCAUGAAAAUUCAUGAACUUGGACAGCCCAUUUGGUAUGCUCAGGAUUCCAAUGGAGCCAUCUGGAAGCUUGAUCUGAGUUUUUCAAAUGUCACCCAUGAUCCAGAGUGCCUGUUUACCUUUCACUCUGGAAAGAUUGAAGCCAUGGGUGUCUCUCCUGUCACAUAUCUCAUGGCCACUACUGCACUUGACCACUCAGUGCGUAUCUAUGAUUUCAUUGGUAAUUGCCAGUUGACUGAGAUUAAGUUUAAACAGGGAGGAACAGCACUGACUUGGGCACCCCGAGUGGUAAAUCCCAAAGGAGGUCUAAUUGCUGUUGGCUUUGAAGAUGGCGUUGUUCGCAUUAUUGAAGUUUAUGAUCCCAGGGGACUCGCCAUUGUUGCAGGACGGACCAAUGUAGGGAAUGCAGAGAUGCGUCUGAAACAAGCUUUUAAACCCCACACUGCUGCAGUUACAGCCUUGGCAUAUGAACGAAAUGGGGAAGUACUUGCCACGGGGAGUAAAGACAAAACAGUCUUCUUCUUUGCUGUUGAAGACAAAUAUGAGCCAAUUGGAUACAUUUGUGUCCCUGGGCCUGUGCAGGCAUUACAGUGGUCUCCACUUUCUCACGCAGAGAGCAUGCUGCUUGUGCUCUGUGAAAAUGGCUUUGCUCUUCAGGUUCCUGCACCCAUCCUUGGAGAACAGGACACAGUAUCCACCUAUGAGAUCAAUGACCUGCCCACACAGUAUUUCCAUUUCUGCAGCAUUAAAUCCCGUAUCAAGAGGGAAGAAGAGAUUGAGCGCAGAGAGAAAAAGAAACAGGAGGAGGAGAAGGCAAGGUUGCAGUGGAUAAAGAAACAGCAGGAGAUGGGAAUUGAGAUAGAAGAAGAGCCAGAGGCAGAGCCUAAGAAAGAGGAGCCACUGCCACCCAUCUAUGUCCCACAGGAGCCCAGCCCCAUUGUCUGCGGGUUUUAUUCAGCACCAGGGAAAUUCUGGCUGUCUUUGGGUGGCUAUGACUCUGGGUACCUCUACCACUGUGCAUUCUCCCCAGUUCAUCAUGAAAUAUCCCCUGAAAGCAGGCAAGAUGAGCCCUUUGAGGUGAUUCCUAUGGAAAACACAGAUGACAACCCAAUCCAAAGGAUCUCUUUCUGCACCAGCAAGCUGUUGAUGUUCUGUGGGAUGAAGGAUGGAGCAGUGCGAGUUUAUCCUCUCCAGGACAAAGACCUGUCAGCAGACAUGAUGAACGGAUACUGGUCCUUCAACAUGCAUGACAAUGAUUAUGGCCAAAUCCAGGAUAUCUACUCUAGUUAUGAUGACCGGUUCCUGGUUACCUGUGGAGCAGAUAGCAACAUCUUUACCUUCAAUAUCUUGUCUCCAGAGGACAUUCAAAGAGAGCUAAAAGCGAAAGUGCCCUCUCCAAGAGGAGAUCUUGAAAAGGAGAAAACUGCAGAAGAUAUUGAGGAUCCUAGUGCCUACAGUAUUGAGAAUGCCAAGCAAAAAAAGGAAUAUGACCAGAUAAUGAAGGCAGCAGGGGACAAAAAAAACAAAAAGAGACAAGAGCUGAUCAUCCUUAGGCAUGAGUUUCAUCACCUGCUUCAAAGGAACAUGGAGCUGCCAAAGCACAUGCAGCUACACAGAGAGGAAUUUGAGAUGGACCACAGAAUCCGUGAGGAGAUGGAUAGGCAGACAGCACAGAGAAUCCAACUAGUGCAGAAAGAGUUGGCCUGGGAUCAGGAGAAGCACCGCAUUGGGCUACAGAAAUUGCAGAGUCGGUUUCGGGACACAUUGGAAUUUGACACAGUGGUCGUUCAUGCUAUAGGAAGUAAUCAUCAAAUCUCUACAUAUAGGCUCCUGGCAAUCUCCGAGAGGUACUACAAAGCCAGAAAACAAAGUCAAAGAGGGAAAAGGAGAACGAGCAAAUUAGCAAAAGAAGCAGAGCAAAGGCGAGAAAGCCAGAAAGAGACAAGUCAGGCUGCUGGAGUUACUGAAGAGGAGAUGGAAGCUGACAAGCUGAAGAAAAGGCCCCAACUGCAAGGUGCUAUAGGACGUUUUGGUGGAAACCGACUUGAACAAGUUAGAAAAAUUAUGGAGAAAGCGGACAGGGCCAAAGCUAAGAUUAUGCAAAGAAGGAAGGAGUGGGAUGAACUAUACAAGAGCAAACCCAGUGACAACUAUGAGAACCCCAAGGAUGUUCAGGACAUCAAAGAGGCUCAGGAAAACAUGGGGGAUUUCAAACUGAAGACAGCCACAAACUACAAGAUCCCGGAGCACAUGCGUAUGAACGCAGAGAAGAAGAAGAUGCAGCUUAGGUCGUUAGAGGUGGCGAUCCAUGAAAAGAAAUUGACCAUGAACAAAUGGAUCAUCUCCCUUAGGGACCUCAAGGUGGCUGUUAUUGAAGAGAUCAUCUGCCUGGUCCAAGAACUGAAAUCCAUAAAAUCAGCCUUGGAUGCAUCUGAACAACUUCCUAUUCCCCCGAUCCCUCAGUUACACCUGGAGGAGACUCCAGAAAAAAAAUUCCAGUAUGACAAUAAUAUUCUCUUGAAGUUCAAACAAGAGGAGGAGAACAAGAAAAGGCUCUCUGAGCAGGUGGAAGAGAAUGCAUCAUUUACAGUGUUUGGGGGAAAGUUCCUUCAUGCACCUUCUCUAAAAGAAAUAGACUCCUCCUCAAGAGCCUCAAGUGUGAGAUCAAUGAGAAUAGGAUCCUCAGUCAUCCCAAUGCAACCAAAGGUUUUUGAGAUUGAAAAGUCAGAGCCAACGGAGAUGGAGCUGGAAAUUUUAAAACGGGAGAAGAUCAGAAACAUUUACCUUCAGGAGACCUUGAUCAAGAGGAUCAAUGAACUGGUGAUCACCUUUGAUGCUGAGCUCCACCUCCUGCGGCACCAGAAGCUGAAGCUGGACACGCAGAUGAAGUGUGCUGACCUACGUCACAUCACGUGGUUUGAGGAGCUGCUUCUCCUUAAGAACUUUGAGAAACAUGAGGACACUCUCCAGGAGCGUGUCAACAGCCUCACCAAUGAGGUGGAAGAGAUGCAAUGGAAAUUAGACAACUACCUUUCACAGAUGGAGGAUAAAAAAUAUGAGAUUGCAAAGCUUCAGGAACGCGAGAAGGCACUUUAUGCCACUUUCCAAGCAUCCCUUGGAGAGAACAACAAAUUUGCCAGCUUCCUCACUAAGGUUCUGAAGAAGAAGAUCAAGCGUGUUAAGAAGAAAGAUGUGGAAGGAGACAGAGAUGAAGAGGAGGAUAGUGAUGAAGAGAGUGAUGAUGAGUCUAGCUUGGAGAGUGAUGAAGAAGAUUCAGGAUCUGAAGAUGAAGUCUUCGAUGACUCUGUUUGCCCAAAGAACUGUGAUGAGGCACUCUUCGAAAACACACUUCAGCUCCGGGAGAAGCGGCUAGACAUUGAGGAAGCCUUAGUGGAGGAGAAGAAAGUUAUUGAUAAUCUCAAAAAGGAAUAUGAUGCCUUGGCUAAAAAGGUGAAAGUGGUGGAAGCCAGCUUGGACACAGCUGAAGGGGAACUGGAGGCCUUUCAACGGGAGAAGCAGCAGAGACUGAAUGAGCUCCAUGUUGUAGUGCCUCUGAAGCUACACCAGGUGGAGUACGUGGUAAAUGGGGAGUUACCCACUGACCUGUCCCAGACAUUGGUAUUUACCAACCAGUCCUUGGAGUAUCUGCAGCAAAGGAUCAUGGUCCUACAGCAUGAGAAGUUGGAACAGAGGGAGCUCUACAAGCAAGCCCGGCAGCAGCAUAAGGAGCUCAUCCGGGACAGGAGGGAGAUAGAGAUAAGGAUCCAGCGAUUGGAAGAGAACUGUAAUCAGCUGAUGCUGAUGAAGUUUGGCCGGGUGGUGGACUUGGAAGCCCUGCAGACACUCUCUGUUAACACAAACCUGGAAGAGCUAAAGAUAAAAAUGAUGGAGAAAGAGCACAUGCAAGCCCAGGAACUCAAAAAGUGGGAGGAGAAGAUUUUUGAGCUGCGGCAACGGCUGAUGAUGCUGAUGAAAGAGAACACCGGCAAGCUGCAGCAGCUGAACAGCUUGUGUGCUGAAAAGCAGGGACUUGAAAUGAAGCUGGACGCACUGCAGAAUGACUUGGGAGCAGAAUUCCAAGGCCCCCGGAAAGCUGAGAUCCAGGAGAGAGAGAGGCUGAUUACACUGGUCCAACUCCAGGCCCAGGAGGCAGAAGUACUCAAGGAGGAAAUCACUCUCUUAAGCAGAAAAGAUGGACGCAUCUUCCCACCACCUCAGCCUCCAUGUGAUACCAAGAUACUAAACUAAAGUUCCCUCUGUCACUAGCCUCAUUCGUUAGAUAUUUCCCUGGUGAUGGGCAUAUGUCACUGAGAGGCCCUGUCUGCAACCAACACCAGUCCCAAUAACACACAGGAUGUCAAAGUUUGGGCCAAAGGUUUUGUCCUGUUUGCAAUCUCCCCUGGGGUUCCAUAUUGCCAGUCAUCCAUAGGGCAUCUUUAAUACAGAGGGACUGUAAACACCGCAGAUCCCAGUAUGCAAUGCUCCCUUUUGAACUUCCAUUCAGAGCCAGCUAGAGCAUCACAGGCUGCAUCUGGUGAGCUGUAGCAAAUGGCUUUGUUUACUGCUGAUUAGGUGCAGUCUUUAUGGACCCUUUAAGCAAAGUCUGCACUUCUGCAAUAAGGACUCAUCCUAUGCUCCCAUGGCUUUUAUAAGCUAUUCUUCAUAGCAGUCAGACCUACCUUGGGGUACAGUUGUGCACAGCUCCAGACUAAUCAAGGGCUCAGUAUCUGGCUGUCGCCUAUUCACUUCCUUGUCUUCCAGCGAGCAGGAUAGAUCUUCCCUUCAGUGCCUCUUGAAACACGAUCCAUUUUGUAUCUUCUUCUGCUGAGUGUCAUGGGUAAUUCUUAACUCUAUUAAUUAACCAACACACCCUUACAGGAUAAUAUGCAUAAAGAAUGGGAAGGGGUUACAUGGAUUUUAAAUAUGUAAAGUCAGUUUUGAAGCUGGCAUCCUACUGUAGAUAAUAAAAGUUUGUAAGCAGGUUGGAGUGUUUUGAGGCUAGCAUAGAUAUAGAUUUUUUUUAAGGCCAAAAGGGACCAUUAUGAUUAUGUAGAAUAAAAUGUUCAAAAGUGACUUAGGCGUCUAAGUGCUUAAGUCACUAAAGUGUCUUUUGAAAUUGUUA